GCUCUGGGCUCGCCGACUGGGUGCUCCAGUCUCUGAGCAGAGGAAUGCUGCAGGACUACGCGCGGACCGCGGUGGUCUACCACGCUGCUGCCGAUGACAAAGCCUCAGUGGAGCAGAUGGUCCGACAGCGCGAGCCCUGCAACGUCGGCAUGGAGAGGCGCUACGACCCAGACGUGCUGGAGGCGAAAUUCGGGUACAGAUUCGGCGCUUAUGCGCAAAGCACGAAGGAAAAGUUGAUGCCAAACAUCGCCAUCUACUGCCGGACGCCACUGUAUGUCGGUGGUGUCAGCGUGGAUGUUCAUGUGAUCAACUCCGUGCCCUAUCUCUUCGAUGUGGCGUCCGAGCCGGACUACCGGUACUUCUUCCCCAUGGAAGAUGCCAAAUGGGCCGAACUCGUGCUGCGAAUGAAGCGGCUCUGGUCCAUCAUCUUCGAGUGCGCGCGGCACCUUAGUCUCAAAACCAUCUUCCUGCCAGACCUUGGAGGGAGCACCUCCUCAAAUCUGCUGGCGGCACCUCGAGACUUUGCCCGACUGCGAGAGGAGUCUCUGCCGGCUGUCCACGCCCUCUAUGCGGAGGUGCAUGUCAGACCCAUGCCGGAGCUCUCCUGGAUCUUCUCUGACGAGGGCAAGGCUGAGCUGUCGCAGAGUCUCUUCAUGAACGAGUGGAAUCCCUGGAGCUUCGUCGGUAAUGGCGGCGUCGAGAGUGCCUCCGGACUCGCCGCCGCAUCGGCGCUGCCUGUCCUAUGCUGGCCCAUGACGAAUCCGUUUCUGCGCUACCAGGCCGUCAGCUUCCCCUUCGAGACCGCAGACGUCGCGAAGACGUCCUCGGCAACUCCUGCAGAGGCGAAGCCGCCUCCAGUGAUUCAGGAGGCGAAGCCGCCUCCUCCUCCACCAGCGACCCAGCAGGAGCCGGCAGACCUUUUGGGCAUGGCCGUGGCGAACGGUGCCGCCAGCGAAGCGAGUGCCUCGCCCAAGGAGACGCCGGAGCUGCCUCAGCAGCAGCGGCAGGCGGCGGAUCUCCUGGAUCUUCAUGACCUGCAGGGCCCAGACCUCGGCGCCUUGCUGGGAGAUCAGCCGCAGCCGGUGCCGGCGCCGAACG
This is a messenger RNA of Symbiodinium sp. CCMP2456, 1098 nucleotides long. The record is from the annotation of a GenBank genome assembly. Lineage: Eukaryota; Dinophyceae; Suessiales; Symbiodiniaceae.